Wasmannia auropunctata (little fire ant) is the source of this 656-nucleotide messenger RNA. Its product is annotated as ejaculatory bulb-specific protein 3-like. NCBI's taxonomy places the organism in Eukaryota, Metazoa, Arthropoda, Insecta, Hymenoptera, Formicidae. The record is from RefSeq and is a predicted model, not a curated record. Bases 65 to 436 code for a protein of 123 amino acids. The transcript has 2 exons.
UAAGAUGCACAUUCAAUCGAUCGUUCAGUGCUUUACGAGUUAACGUACAGAAACAGAAGAAACAAUGGCUCGAUUAUGUUACAUUGUGACGAUCAUGGGUAUUGCGUUGAUGUGCGGAGUUCUGGCGGAAGAAGUAGAACUCUACUCCAGUCGUUUUGACGAUAUUGACGCCGAUAGUAUCCUUCAGAACGAUAGAUUGCGUGAUCAGUACUACAAUUGUUUUAUGGGAUCGGCACCUUGUAUAACAGCAGAUGCGAGGUUCUUUAAAGAGAUUUUUAGCGACGCUCUCCAAUCUAAAUGUAAAAGAUGUACUGAAAAACAAAAGCAAAUGAUGGAUUCACUAGUGGAUUACUUUACAAAAAAUAAACCUGAGCAAUGGGAGGCUCUCGUCAGGAAGUCUAUUGAGGAUCUAAAAAAGAAGAAUGCUGAACGUUAACUGCUAACGACAAUUACUGAAAUAACCGAUAAAGAGAACGCGGAAAGAAUCGAAAAUACUAAUCAUCUAUAAAAUUAUUGAGUCUUCUAUAUUCGGAAUCAUUUCUUCAGAAGAAAGAUGGAUUUUCUAUGAUGGAUGCUAUAAUUAUUAGUGUAAUGCUUGUAUUGUAGUACUAUGCUAUGUAAUAAAAUGUAGAAAUAAAAUGUAGAAGUACAAUUAA